GAAGAGUAUUCGGGUUGAUUAUUGGCCAGUGUCAUGUGAAAACCUUGAACCUAUCAGCAGUUGGCUGGCAGGGUAUAAAAUGAGGACGCGUUUGUUACCUGAGAUGCGUCGUCAUUCGUACCGCCCCUUUACGGAAGUCGCAAUUUAUGAAUGGGAGAGUUUCUGAAGUGCCGUCUCGCUGUUCUGCUGCUGUGUGUAGGCUGCCCCUGGCUUUGAGUUUGUCAACAAACAAUCCACUGCAUGUAAUGGUCCGGAGAUUGGGCAUAGUAUUAGAUUACUACAGAAGUUGCCAUUUAUGAAUGGGAGCGUUUCGGAAGUGCCGUCUUUCUGUUCUGCUGCUGUGCGGAGGCUGCCCUUGGCUUUGAGGUUGGUUCGUUUGCUUUAAGGAAGAUUUUUUGGAAAUUGAAUGUUUGUUUAUUAUCUUAAGUUUCUGUGUAGCUCGUCAACAAACAAUCCACUGCAUGUUAUGGUCCGAGACCGUGCAUAGUACCGCAUUAUGAACAUCAUCUGGUAUGUAUGAGAGCUAUUUGCGUGGUUUUUCUUUUUUUUAUUAUUAUUAAUUUUGCCGUCUCAUGUUUGACAGAUGGAGUGAAAGGCACAAGGGUUUCAUCUUUAUAUUUCGGGACGAGAUGCGCGUUUGCUAAUGAACGCACUGCUGCCUUGCCUGUACUGAGUUUAUCGUUUCCUUAUUUGAGCAAAUUUAAACUUUCAUUCUAGCAAACCUGAACGUGGCUGUCUCUCGCUGGUUUGCCCUGUUCUUUGAAUGUGUCGUCGAUUGGAGUUUGUUUUGAUUUGUGUCUCAUUUUGUUUCAAAUCAUAAAUGAGAUUUGUUUUCUUUUGUUUUGUGUUCACUUGUGUAUUUUGCAAUUUAAUUUAUUUUCUUUGUUAGAUUUAAGUUUAGUUGAGUUCCCAAAACGAAAGUGACAUUAAUAUUAUUUUUUUUGUUUAUUAUUUCUUUUGUUGUGAAUUGAUUUUCUUCCCUUUUUGGGGGCUGGCUUUUGCCAGUUAAUGUUUAUUGUGUGUCUUUUUCUCUUUAUUUAUCGCGUGACGAAGGGGGUUUAUAGAGGAGGGGUUUAGCCGCUAUUUAACGGGUUCACACUGAGUGCAGUGCAUUGAGUGACUUGAUUUCACCAGUGUGGGUGUGUGUGGAUAUUAAGUGUGUCAUGUACGGAUAUUAAGCGUGUCGUGUGUAUUGAGGGUCAUAGCAGGCCAUCACCCUACCCUUUAAGCCUUCUCGCGUAUCUGUUUCUUUUUGUGUUCAUUUUCUUUUUGAAGUUUUGUAAAGUGUUGCAUUUAGUUUUGAUCUGUGGCUCUUGAGCCUAUGAUGUCAAUGUGUUGGGUUUUUAACUUUUGUAUUUAAAUAAAGCUGCUUAUCUUCGGUACUCCCUGGCCUACGUCUCUUUGCUCACCCAUUUCUUUUGGUUACGAACCUGUGUGUCCCUUGUUUUGGGGCUGAGUUCCCGGUGUAUACACCGGGUGGCGUAGUCGACUAUUAUAUAAUUCUAUACAGUUUCCUUAAGUAUCUGAUGCCACUGGCCACAUUUGGCGUAGUGUCGGCAGGGUUUCCAUUUUUUGGGUGAGCGUGUAUUUUGAGAAGCAGGUUUGGGAGUGCUUUUGAUGCAGCUAAUUUUUUUUUUUUGGUUUGGUAUUGUACGGUUGAAUUUUUCUAAAAAAAAAAAAAAUUUCAUAAUUUUUUUUCCUCUUUUCUAAAAGGCAAGGCAGCAGUGGAGGUUAUUGGUGAGUAAAUCUUCUCGUGGUUCACCCCUCCAUAAGUGGUAAGUAGUACAUAGCGAUGGAGGGAGAGUUGCAAGAAUUAAGGGAGUUGGUAAUACAGCUAAAGGCUGAUAAUGAAAAAUUGCGCCAAGAACGUGUAUCUGCUUCAAUGUUGCCAAAUAAUGCUCUUCCUAGUGUUGCAGAGGCCCCUGCCACCGUGUCCCAACCCAUGAGUGCUGGUGCCACUUCGGCUGAGAGGUUUGUGUUUGUACCAAGUGAUCGGCGAUGUCCAAAAUUCAACGGCCGGACUGGCAUCAGCAUUGAUGAAUGGGUUGAGGAAGUACAGGCGUGUAUACAGGCGCGCCAUCUUUCUAUUGUUGAUAAAGCGUUUUUUGUUUUUGACCAUUUGGAGGGGGAAGCACGGGAGGAGAUAAGGCAUCGACCUUGUGCGGAACGGGACGAUUACACUAAAAUUAUUGCAGCAUUGAGGGAACUUUAUGGCUGUAAUCAGUCAUAUGUGUCUCUGCAAGAGGCAUUUUUCUCUCGUAAACAACGUGAAGGGGAGACUCUAUUAGAGUUUUCACUAGCCCUGAUGAGCCUUUGGAAAUCUGUUGAAGAAAAGUCUCCUUAUGAUAUGCCAAAUUCAGAAACCCUUGUGCGUGAUCAAUUUGUCGAACAUGUGAUCGAUAGCUCCUUACGUCGUGAGUUAAAACAACUAGUACGUCGCUUGCCCUCCUCCAGUUUGUUGGAGGUCCGUAGUGAGGCUCUUAGAUGGGAGAGGGAGGGGAUGCCGGGGGGCGACCGCCGUCGAAGCCAGUCGGUUCCUUUGGUUCCCGUCAUACAAUAUGGGGUACAGGGGGGAUCAUCGUUAGACGCCCGCAGUGCCUCAACGUUGGAGUUAAGUGAGUUAAAGGACCUGUUGAAAUCGCAGCAAGCCCAACUAAAUCAGCUCUCUAAAAGUGUGACUCGGCUUCAGACGGUUGUUGAGUGUAGCCAAGCCCCUCGGGCACGUAGUCAAUCUCCUCAUUCGCGGAACUAUUCUUCUCGUGGCAAUACUAUAAUUUGUCGAAGGUGUCAGCGACCUGGCCACUUUGCCAGGGAGUGUGACGGGGAACGGGUUCCCCCUCACCCUCCAUCUUCUCGUAUGGUUCCUCCUUUGGCUGGAGGUGAACAGCCUUUUGCACAGCAGUUGUCGGAAAACUAGCACCCGCCGGGCUGCAGAGUCACAGCUCGGUUGGGGUAGAUGGCGGCUCAAAUUUUUGUCAGAAUUCUCGUUCAGUAUCGUCUUUAAUGUCUUCAUGCCCUCAUUUGGUGAUUUGCAUGGGUGGGGUUCAGGUGCCUUGCCUUAUAGACACAGGCUCCAUGGUUUCGACAAUAACCGAGAGUUGUUUUUUACAGAAUUUUGAACCAUGGGGUCAGGAUCGUUUGCGAUCAUGCCAAUGGUUGCAACUGCGUGCUGCCAACGGGUUGGACAUCCCGUACAUUGGAUAUAUGGAGUUGGAUGUCGAACUUUGUGGCAGGUUAGUGCCAAAAUGUGGGGUGCUGGUUGUCCGAGAUCCUCCUGGGGGCAUGUGUUUCCAGGCACCGGGCGUUCUGGGAAUGAAUGUUCUCAGCCGAUGCUACCAGGAGCUUUUUGGACAACAUGGCCCUUCUCUCUUUGAAUCUCCCUCAUUAGUUCAGGUGCCCAGUAUUGUAACAAAGGCAUUUCAACAUUGUCAUAAGGUAUGCUCCCAGUCUCAUUCUACUCGUGCAGGGUCAGUUAGGGUACGUGGUCGUAGGGUACAACGCAUCCCGGGUGGCACGUUACAACUAGUUACGGCAACUUGUUCAGAGCAGUUUUUGCAUGACACUGUGCUUUUUGAGCCCCCUGACUCUGGUUUGCCAGCUGGAUUGUUGGCCUCACCAUCGUUGGUGCAGGUAAAUCGAGGUAUGGUGUCGGUGCCAGUGGUGAAUGUGGGAACCACUGACAUUGUCCUUUACCCACGCACUUAUUUAGGCACUUUA
Messenger RNA from Misgurnus anguillicaudatus (oriental weatherfish), 3717 nucleotides. The record is from RefSeq and is a predicted model, not a curated record. Lineage: Eukaryota; Metazoa; Chordata; Actinopteri; Cypriniformes; Cobitidae.